AUGACAGCCCCAAGGGAUUACGUUGACGAUCCGCGGUUCAGUAGCACCUUCGAGCUUCCCGCUGGCAACGGCCGCAGCAGCUCCUUCAAGGUCAAAUAUGCCGAUUACGGCUACCGCAACGAGGCCGACCCGGGAAAAGAAAACGUCUUCCUCUUCUUCGGCUCAAUGCUAGGCUCCCGGCUCGUCCAUAUCGGCAAGGACGUACUUGCCAAAAAGCACAAGGUCCGCAUUAUUAACCUAGAUCGUCCGGGAGUCGGUGGCACUGAUCCUGUUGCUGAUCCGAAGGCUAGCAUGGGCCUGUGGCGAGCACUCGACUUGCUACUCCACCAUCCCGAAAUCAUCCACCCGGAGAGUCCCUUUCUCGCCAUCGGAGGUCCAUGGAUCCUCCCUAAUCGCACCGGAUCCACACUCCUCUCCAUCGCCAAGGCCCUACCCCGUCCCAUAAUCAGCAACACCGACAAACUCGCGCGGCUCAUUAACAACCAUCUCGGUCCCUUCAUCGGCAAUACCAUAGGUCUGAGUGCUGGCCUAGUGUCGAGUCUAUUACCGCGGAAGAAAGCAAAGCCUCCAGCAGCACCUCGUGAGGAUGAGGCCGCGGAGGUAGGCAGCGCAGAGUUCGAAGCUCAACUUUGGUCCCCCAUCAUCGACCGCAUCUAUGCCGAGGGCGUCGCAGGCAUCUCCUCCGACGCGGUGCUGUUCUUGCAGAAAGGUAUGGACGGGUGGAGUGAUUGGGGCGACUACGAUACCGGCGUCGCGCGGCUGGCGGAGGUGCUCCGGGCUGCGGGGAAGAGGCUGCGCGUCGACGUGUUUUACCCCUCGAGCGAUUUUUUCGUCGGUGGCGAGGGUGAUAAGGGCCCGCGGUGGUUCAACAGGUGCUGGGAAGCUGCUUCCGAUGUGAUACACUUUCAGAGCAGUACCGUAAAGGGCGCGGACCACGAUGGAAUAUGGAUGUUGAAGUUUGGGGUGCCGCAGUCCGUGUUCGAAACGAUUGAGAGCCUCGGCGAGGAGCGCCGAGUCCAAGCUGCAGGAUCUGAGUCUCUUUGA
Messenger RNA from Scedosporium apiospermum, 1044 nucleotides. RefSeq lists its product as uncharacterized. The transcript has 2 exons. Bases 1 to 1044 code for a protein of 347 amino acids. The record is from RefSeq and is a predicted model, not a curated record. NCBI's taxonomy places the organism in Eukaryota, Fungi, Ascomycota, Sordariomycetes, Microascales, Microascaceae.